Molecule: messenger RNA, 3938 nt
Organism: Tribolium madens (black flour beetle)
Lineage: Eukaryota; Metazoa; Arthropoda; Insecta; Coleoptera; Tenebrionidae
Product: inositol polyphosphate-4-phosphatase type I A
Exons: 14
Coding region: 170-3802 (1210 amino acids)
Cellular component (GO): cytoplasm
Molecular function (GO): phosphatidylinositol-3,4-bisphosphate 4-phosphatase activity
Source: RefSeq, a predicted model, not a curated record
CAAGAUUUGACUAUUCAACUGGGAUAUGUUGUUUAUUUUUGAGUAGAAAAAUUUGGGAAAAAUUUCGAAACAUGUUCAUGGCAAAAGCCAGGAGUUUGUCAUUGUUUUGUCGUUGUGAAUUCGAAAAGUGUCGAAUUGAUUGUGGUUUUACAACUCAUCAUCAUUUACUAUGCGAUUUAAUAAACAAGAACUGAUCACAUUGGCCACACAACCAUCCACCAAAUUUGAAAAGGAGGGCAUUUUGUACAUACGUGAGAGACAAGACGGAUUUUUUCGAAAAGCUGAAAGUAAAAGGAAAUAUCAAAAACGUGAAAAGAGACUUCGCAAUCUGAGCUGUGUAGGGGGAGUAAGCAAAGUCAGUUUGGAAAGAUGGUGUAGAUUACGAGGCAACUUGCUAUUUUAUUUCAAAAGCAAAGACCCAUUAUCGGAACCACUCGGUGUGGUGGUUUUGGAACAAUGUCAAGUACGAAUCGACCCUCCUAUGGCCUCACCACCCAUGACAACCGAUGGCCAAUAUCCAUUUUAUUUAGUCUUUGAUGGGGGUUUAUGUCAAGCUUUGGCUUCUAUCUCGGAUACAGAACGCUCAAGCUGGAUGGAUGCCAUAAAAUCGUCGAGUUAUGAGGGCAUAAGAGCCGAGUUAAAUGCCCUAAGACAGUGUUUGGAACGAAGACGGAACCAUAAGCCAAGUGUUGAUCUGCAGACGUGGAGGAUGCAAAAAGCACACGUCAUAGAUAUCUCCGAGGUUCCUGUUUGCGAGAUUUCGCUCGCUUGUGACAAUUUAUUAUGUGAUGGGCACGGUUGCCCCCCUAACCCCACCCUAAUCGUCGACGUUUUCAUGCAUUCAGCAAAAUUGUGGGUUCAAUACGGACGCACUGAAAUCAUCGAGAGGAGUAGUAAUCCGGGUUUUUUAACAACAGUCAGUUUUCGAGCAAGCGAUGGUUUGACUAGUGAUUCUCGUAUUCGAUUUACAGUUUUUGAUGUUAGAGAAAGAGUAUCACAUACUGCUAUUCCACUCGGAUCGGCUUGUGUUUUUCUAAGUGCGAUACAAGAUUCGUCACGGUUGCGAAUUCCUUUAAUUUCGAGAACUCAAACCACUGUUGGUUUUCUUUCAAUUAGUGCUUGGUCAUUAGAGGCCGAAGAUAAAGGUAGUAGUACUGAGCAUACGCCCUGUAGAGCACCGUUGCACAACAAUACACAAGUUUGGUCUCACCGCCGGUCCCAAUCGCUUCCCCCUAAACUAGGUGUGAAAAUGCGUCUCCCAAAUCAAUCUGAAUUAAAACUGCUUUAUUCGUCACCCUAUAUACAAACCUAUAGGUUUCACUCGGGCCUUGGGGGUGACAUUUGUGUACACGAAUACAUGGCUGAGAGUAGGAUAUGUUUUUCAUUUCCUCAUCAAUUACUAGGUGUGUGGAUCCAGCAAGAGAAAGAACUUCUCCAGGAAGUGGCAGCCAUGGGUGAGCUAAGAGAGCCUUGGCAUUCCCGUCAAGUCGAAUUACUCGACAGACAUUUGCAUUUAUUGCGUUUAUAUUCUCAAGCUCGUGAAAAUUUACAAGCUCAUAAAGGGAGUUUUUUUAAACCGAGUUCGAGAAAAUCUGAUCGUAGUUUGGAAUUUGCACCGGUCAAUUUACAUUUACAACGAAUGUGGGUACAUAAUGAUACUCUUAAUAAAGCCGGAUUUUAUGAUUGGAUUACUGUUGGUGCUUUUACGGCUCAUUCACAUAAAUCGAAAAACGGAGGAUUAAUAAAGUUGGUUCAACAGUUGAAAGAAUCACCGACAAGGUCAACUUCGAAUUAUCAGAUAAUGGCCAAAAUAUCGAUUUCCAAUGAUGCAAUACAGGCAAUCAAACAACUCCGUAAAGAGGUCGUCGACGGUAUGAAAGUCUUAAUGAAACUCGCCAAAGAGAAACAAACCAGUGGUAUGUUACCAAUAUGCGAAGACAUGAUAAGCAAAACACGAAUCCUUUUGAGUCUCUGGGACACCGGACUUGUCGAGGAGGCUCUCAAUUUCAUCGAAGAAAACAAAUUGGUUGUAACUGACGACUCAGGCGUUGGUGAAGAUUUCAGUUUAGACAGUAAUGGAAAACCAGUCUUGAUGCUAUCACCAUUCAAACGAAUAACACAACAAUUAUCAUCACUUAAUUUAAAAAGUCCCGAUUUUGACGAUUUCGCUACACCUUCAACACCAGAAGACAUCAACGAAAUGUGGAAAGUGGAACGCGAAAAUAAUUUAUUGAACACAAGCGAAGGUGUUAAAAGUUUAUGUUCAUUUGUGCAUAGUCCAAGUGAGGGUGAUUUUGUCAUUUUCCCUGACUGUGAAGAUAGCAAAAAUGAUGAUGAAGAAAUGAAUGAAUCGAAAUUUGACACUAGUCGAGUUUUUUUAGACACUAAUGUUAUGUGUAGUUCCCCCUCAGCGAAUUACUACAAGCCGACGGAUGAACCGGAGCCCUGGGACAUCACCCAACUCAAUAUCGAAGCGAGUGUCAUGUGUUUAGUCAGUAAAGUUAAGUUUUUGUGUGGUAGAUGUGGUAGUCCUGCUGUGCGACUAAGACAAAAUUGGAAAGCUCUACCCAAGACUGUGAUUACGAAUCAACCGAUUUCCAAUGUUAAAAAAAUCGAUGAUUGUAAUAAGGAGGCUGAGAAUGUGUCAAAAGCGGUGAAUUGUGUGACUAGAGUUGUGAAAAAUGGAAAUAAGUUUACAGAUGGUUUGGAUUUGAAUAAGAUUGUUGAUUGGGCGGCCGAGUUGAGGCCUAGUAUGAGGAAGUUGAGGCAUGCCAUGGAUGGGCUUUUGAAAACGGCCCGUUUGACACAUUCGGUGUUUCGGGUGCAGGAGGACCCCAAAGCGGCCCAAAGGGUCUGCAAUGUGAGGUACAGGAGGGACGUGUGCUUUUCGCAAUCAUUGACAGCCCUCGUGACGGGGUUAAUGACCCGCCUGUGGUGCCACAAGCCCGACCCUGCAUUCGUAACAAUUCUAAGCACUUUGGGCCCCUUGGCUUGCUUCGAGAGUUUGCUAAGUUACCACGGUAAUGAAGUGGACAUGUGGGGCGACAUGUCGAUAGCAAUCGAAGAUCUUCGAACUGUUAUGUUCACAUUAGUGCGAUGUCCCAGUCCUUCAGUGGAGCCCCAACCCACACCUAAAGUAACCGGAAGUAGAAACUCACUCACAGUAUCACUUCCGGUUCCUGACGCUUUAUAUACCUUGAUUCCCAGUCGACAAAUUUUAUCAUUUCAUGUCACUCCAGUGUUUUUCAAUAUCGGAAUUAACGAAAUGGCAACAUUGGCUGAAAGUUUAGGGGCGACUAGACCACAAGAGGCGUCAAAUAUUGAUAAUUUUGAUCGGAUUAAUGAGUAUUAUAUUAGGUAUCGGAAAUUGAAUAUUCCUGAAAGUGAUAUGACAAAUGGGCGACUUUCGUGUUCCCCACAAAUGAAAAGUUUGACAGAGUUGAUGGACGAUUUGAAGUUGUUGGUGCACAGUGGGAGGUCGAAAAAUGUGGACAUUCUACAUGUUGCUUCGCAAAUUUGUCGACAAAUGAAAGGACUGCGUUUUACGAGUUGUAAGAGUGCCAAAGACCGAACGGGUAUGUCUGUGACUCUGGAAGAGUGUCGAAUUUUGGCCGAUGAGUACCAUUUGGCCGAACACGAGUUCCAUAAAGCGUUGGAUUGUAUGCGAAGUGAGGGAUGCAGAAGAGAAAACACAUUGAAAAACACAAAUGUGAAAAAAUAUGCAUUCAAUUCUUUGCAGUUGUUAGCAUUGCCAAAAUUGUAUAGACCUCCAGCUGGGACGUACGGUUCAGCACAGACAUAACUUUAUGUGUUAUUACUAUUAUUUACAGUGCCAAUAUUGUUACAAAUUGUUAAAUUAUUAUCGAUGAUUUACUUAAGUUAUUUGAAUUUAAUAUAAAUAUUUUUACUUUGCUUGUCAAGGUUUUAGAAAAAAUAGA